Messenger RNA from Clunio marinus, 1629 nucleotides. NCBI's taxonomy places the organism in Eukaryota, Metazoa, Arthropoda, Insecta, Diptera, Chironomidae. The record is from the annotation of a GenBank genome assembly.
AUGAGUUCGUCAAAUUACAAUGAAAAUGACAAAAUUUGGAGUGGAGAAAAACAACAAAUAAUCUACAAUUCUUAUAUGAAUGCAGGUCAAUUGAUAUUAAAUGUUUUGAAAAACACUCCAGAACGAAUUGCACAAAUAUCUGCUGACACUAAUUCUUCACUGACAUGUCAUGAGAUGCGUGUGAGAACGGUGAAAAUCGCUAAAUAUUUAAGUUCUUUCGGGAUCAAACAAGGCGAUGUUGUUGGAAUUGUUGCGUCAAAUACUGAGCAUUUAGCACCAGUUGUGUUUGCUUGCCUUGUUUUGGGAUAUCCCUUUAAUCCCUUGGCGCCAGUAAUGACGGAAUUCGAUAUCACUUACAUGUUUUCAAAAACAAAACCAAAAUUAAUCAUUUGUGACUCAACUGUAGUUAAAAUAGUACAGAACGCGGUUGAUACGAUUAGAAAUAAUGCGCAAAUUUACACUCUCAUUGAUAAAGUUGAGGGAUAUGAAUUUAUUGAUGAUAUGUUGUGCACUGAAGUUGAUGAAACGAAGUUCAAACUUCCACACGUUGAACACGCUGCAAAUUCCAUCGCAAUCAUUCUUUGUUCGUCUGGCACCACAGGUCUACCAAAAGCUGUUUGCAAAUCCCAUUCACAGAUAAUAAAUAUGAUAUUUCCAUUAUGGAAUUUAAAAAAAUCCAAUGAACAAGAAAUUUUCUUCAACUUUUCAACGCUUUACUGGGCGACUGGCGUAAUAUUUUUGUUUAUGAGUACAUUGUAUGGUGGCAGGAGAAUCAUCACAAGAAGAUCUUUUGAUCCUGAUUUGUUGAUUGAAAUUUGUAAUCGAUAUAAAGUUACAACAGUUCUUGCACCUCCAUCUUCGAUUGCUGGCAUGCUACAAAGUAAAAAUAUGAAAAUACUUAAAAGUGUUGAAAUAUUCAUUGGAACUGGUGGAAUUGUUGGGAAACAACUUUGCAAUGCUUUCGCCUCUUACUUACCCAAUGGAAUAAUUUGUACUGCUUACGGUUCAUCAGAAGCAGAUUUUAUUUCACUUUCUUUCAAUGAACAACGAGAAAAUUCUGUUGGAAAAUUAAUUCCGAAUAUUCAAAUCAAGAUCAUUGACGAAGCUGGAAAUAAUCUUGGUCCGAAUAUCAAAGGCGAAAUUUGUGUUAAGCCAAAGGAACUAUUUCUCGGCUAUCUCCAUGAACCUGAGAUGACAAAGCAAGGAAUUAAAGAUGGUUGGAUUCAUUCAGGCGAUAUUGGAUAUUUUGAUGAAGACGGCUUUUUGUAUGUCGUUGAUCGAAUUAAGGAUAUGCUUAAAUUCAAUAGUUUUCAAGUUUAUCCUUCUGAAUUGGAAACUAUCGUAAAUGAAAUUGAUGGCGUCAUUGCUUCAUGUGUUGUGGGAGUUUACGAAGAACAUAAAGGAAAUGACUUGAUAUUUGCUUUCAUAAUCAAAGAUCCUUCAAACCAUGAAAUUACCGAAGAAACAGUGAUGAGCUAUGUCCAUGGUAAAGUUAUGCAUGCAAAGAAAUUGAGAGGCGGUGUUCACUUCAUUGACAAAUUUCCAACGACACCAUCAGGAAAAAUCAAAAGAGUGGAAGUUAAAGAAAUCGCACAAAAUAUUUGCAAUAAAAUGAAUUUUAUUGAUUAA